Molecule: messenger RNA, 1150 nt
Organism: Anopheles coluzzii
Lineage: Eukaryota; Metazoa; Arthropoda; Insecta; Diptera; Culicidae
Product: peptide deformylase, mitochondrial-like
Exons: 2
Coding region: 425-1123 (232 amino acids)
Biological process (GO): peptidyl-methionine modification; N-terminal protein amino acid modification
Cellular component (GO): mitochondrion
Molecular function (GO): peptide deformylase activity
Source: RefSeq, a predicted model, not a curated record
CUAUUUCCUCCAGGUGGUUUAUGAUCAGAUGCCCUGGUCCCGAAUAAAGGUCCUAGUGCGCUUCGAUAACGGGCAUGGAAUCUGUUUAUUGCAUGCACAAGGAGUGUAAGUAAAAAUAACGACACCUGGCCAGCUCAUCGACCUUUGCAUUCCCGGGUCAAAUUACGGCCAAGUUAUGCCGAAGCCAUCACAGCAACCAUAGCUAAAACACAGAAAUUGCACCUCUCCAUUGCGAAUCCAUAGAACAAUCCCCACAGGGUGUAAAUAUCCGUUUGUCAACAAACGGCCCGGCGCCCACGGAACAGAUGAUUUUGACAGCUAGCCCCUCGAACGGCUUGUCAACGCGUGUUGUCUCGCUGUAAACAUUAUGUAAACAGUUUUGUGCCGCAUUCGCGCACCGGUCGCACCCGCAAUUGCACGCAAAAUGGUGACGGUACCGAUUAAAACAUGCAUCCGAACACUCAGCACCACCAGCCGGAUGGACAAAUCGUUUACCAAGUGGUAUCGAAGUUUGUGGCAACCGAAAGGCAACGACGAACCACCGUACGAUCACAUCGUGCAGCUAGGCGAUCCCGUACUACGCGUGCCGGCCAAUGCGAUCCCUGAGAAGGAGCUCCAGUCCGCCGAAGUGCAGUAUCUGGCCCGGCAUCUUACGAAAGUGAUGCGAGCGUACCGGUGCGUCGGAUUGGCCGCCCCACAGCUGGGCCUAUCGUUGCGCGCCUUCGUGAUGGAGUUUAAGGACGAGCUGCGGGACCAGUACACCAAAGCGGACUACAAGCUGCGCGAGAUGGAACCAUUGCCAUUGACGAUUCUUCUCAACCCCGAACUGAAAGUGCUCAACUACGAAAAGGUGAUACACACGGAGGCGUGCGAAAGUGUGCGCGGCUAUCGGGCGGACGUGCCCCGGUACCGGGAGAUACUGUUGCAGGGCUUCGAUGCCACCGGCAACCGGCAAGAGCUGCGACUGAGCGGCUGGAAUGCCCGCAUUGCCCAGCACGAGAUGGACCAUCUGAAUGGGAUCGUGUACACGGACAUUAUGAAUCGGAAAAGCCUAACCUGCACCUGCUGGCAAGCGGUCAAUGCUAAGAGUGGGCGCAUUCAGCUAUCGUUUGCCAGCAAAUAAAUCGGCCACUUAUUAAGCAUGUGUUCA